AUGGCUCAUUAUAUCCGAUUUCUAAAACAACCACAGAUAACGAAGAAGAAUGGGGAUUCUUUCUUCAUCACCACCUUAUUCACCAUCACUACGGACCUCGGGGACUCCUUUCUUGCUGAGGAUGUUCAACUUGGUGCCACGGUGCAGUUUGCACGCCCAAUCGCCCCGCUAAAACAGGCUGUUUGUUGGCAGGCGGGGAGCCGAGAGCAGAAGUUAACUUUCGGUCCUAUACGGCGAGAUCUCACCAAUUGUACGGUUCAGCUCUGUGUUCGCUCUGUAACUGAGGUAAUGGAUGCAGAUUCACUCAAUGGCCCACACAUUCCUAGAGUCGUCUCUGCUUGGAGCCCAUUGUUUGAAAUAUCUCCUGGGAAGAGGUCCGUUGAGAAGUUGGUGUUGAGACGGUUCCAGCCCAAAAUUGGGGCGGAACUGAAAAUAUGGGAAGAAACUGGAAACAGUAUUGCGAGACAUAUCUGGGAUGCAGCUUUGGCAGCCAUUGUCGAGUUCCAUGACAACUUCAGCCACAGAGGAGGCAAACCGCUCCGGCAGAAUGAUAACCAUGCCUUUAAUGUUCUAGAAUUGGGGUCAGGAUGCGGUAUUGUCGGAAUUGCCCUAGCGCAGAUGAUGUCAAACUGCUCCGUGAUGCUCACAGACCUCGAGGAAGUCCGGGAGAUAAUUCACCGAAAUAUCUCUACGGCUCAGCUAGCCCAAUCAUCCCUCAUCGAAUUUCAAACCCUUGACUGGGACGAAGAGCUUCCGCAGGCAGUCAAGGAUCGGCGCCACGACUUGAUCCUUUUGUCCGACUGCACGUACAAUUCCGACGCCCUACCAGCAUUAGUUAGAACCAUCAAGAGCCUACUGGAGAUUUCGCCCGGUGCAUCAGUGCUUGUGGCAUGGAAAAAGCGAUGCGAGAGCGAGUUGGUAUUUUUCGAUCUAAUGAAGGAUGCAGCAUUGGCCGUCGUGGGAGAGUCAAGUCCAGCUUUACAAGUCGCAGCGGAAAGUGAUGACGACGAUGAUGAUCAUGAAGCACCAGAGAUCAAAAUUUUCCGCUUUCAAAAAGCCAGCGAAAGACAGCUCGCUAGUUAA
This is a messenger RNA of Coccidioides posadasii C735 delta SOWgp, 1083 nucleotides long. RefSeq lists its product as uncharacterized. Gene Ontology annotation, cellular component: cytoplasm; nucleus. Lineage: Eukaryota; Fungi; Ascomycota; Eurotiomycetes; Onygenales; Onygenaceae. The record is from RefSeq and is a predicted model, not a curated record.